Molecule: messenger RNA, 4322 nt
Organism: Cavia porcellus (domestic guinea pig)
Lineage: Eukaryota; Metazoa; Chordata; Mammalia; Rodentia; Caviidae
Gene: Tmem196
Product: transmembrane protein 196
Exons: 5
Coding region: 835-1392 (185 amino acids)
Source: RefSeq, a predicted model, not a curated record
AUGGCUUGGAUUCCUGUGGUCACUUAGGGUCCCGGGAGGGACGGGUCCAGGGCCAGCCACGAGGAUUGGUCCAGGACCCACACAUACAUCAGAUUUCGCCCUCCUCUGUCAACCUUCUAAAUCCCAAUGAGGUCAUAGCAAUGAGAGAGAAUCAGAUCAAGAGAGAGGGGGAGGAAGAGGACGAGGACGACGGAGAAAAAACCCAGACGGAAAGAGGCCAUCAGACAAGGUCGCCUUUGCUGGCGACACAGCAGCCGCGAGGAGGAGCGUGGUGCUGAAUACCAUCCGCCCCGCGGAGCUCGAGGAGCGCUGCGCGUUGCCACGAAAACAAAGGCGAGGAGGCGAGGGGGAGACGCGGAGGGAUGCUCUGAGCCUUGGACCUCCGGGGAGCAGCGCUCAGCCUGCAGGAAGGGCAGGGCGUCCACAGGUCUGAGGCUGAGCAGGGAGCCGGCUCCCUGCGGAGACCCGGACGCGGCAGAACUCUGGACAGCGCCUCGCGAGCGCAGCUCCAGCCCAGGCUCCCGGGUCCGGCUCCCUGAAUGCCCGGCUCCUGCCUCGCUCUCUCCCGGACUCCCACCCCCAGCCCAGCAAGACUCCUCUCCAGUCCUGGUCUGAACGUGCCAGGGGGUGGAACAGCUCUUUCGCCUCUGGUCGGGGCCAGGGAAGAGGAUAUCUGGUUCUGAAAACCCAGUCGUGGUGGAUAAAUGUUUUGCUGGUGAAGAAACAAAAGUUUUGGGAUCUGGUAGGGGGUGAAGGGGAAGGAGGAUUGUGGAAGACAGAAGGUGGACGGUUGGUUUCCCUCUCUGAUCUGGAAGGAAUGAUGACCCAGGAAGGAUGUGCACCAGCGGCCAGAUUAUUGGGAGCCUCUUGGUGCUCUCUGUGCUGGAGAUAGGGCUGGGGGUGUCCAGCGUGGCCGUGGGGGCGGUCAGCUUCAGCCUGGCCCUCCGAGAGCACAAGCCUCAGCUCGGAGACUCGUCCCCGGUAUGGAGCGGGGUGUGUUUUCUCCUUUGUGGCAUAUGUGGGAUAUUGUGCGCCAAAAAAAAAUCAGGACUUGUCAUGAUCCUCUUUUCAGCCUGUUGUAUCUGUGGACUCAUUGGGGGCAUCCUAAAUUUUCAGUUCCUUCGGGCAGUCACAAAGAAGACUUCUUCCUUGUAUCCUCUGCAUCUGGCCUCCAUGUCCCUGGCGUGCAUUGGGAUUGGGGGCUGCACUCUGUCCUCCUGGCUCACCUGUCGCCUGGCCAGCUAUGAACAGAGGAGGAUGUUCUCCGAAAGGGAGCACUCCUUGCAUCACUCUCAUGAAAUGGCCGAGAAAAGAUUGAGGGCUAUUGAAAUAACCGACUUGCCCAGCUGUCCGGUGGUACCCCCGACACCAGAGUUACCUACAAGGAAAUGACAGACAACAUGAGCAAUGGAGGACCACAACUGAUAUUUAAUGGAAGACUAUAAUCAAUGUCUUAAAAAUUGAACACUGUAGUAUGUUCAUAUGAGGCAAGGAGAUAUCAGAGGAUUAGAGGAUAAAAUAAAAUGGCUCUUACAAUUUGUUUUAUCUCUCUUGAGUAGCCACUAAAUUUUUUCUUCCUUAAUUUUGUGUCAAGUAUUCUCCAGCCCUUUUGAUGGGGCAGAGAACUUUCCAGAAAUGUCCUAGCUUAGUAAUUUUAACAGACUUUCCAGAUUGUUCUAAAGAAGACUUUUCAGGAAAAAUGUAAUGAAACAAAAAUAAGAUCCACAUUCUUCAAAAACACUAUUUGAGUAGCAUGAGUAAUAGAUUUGUAAUUAUAUAUUUCAUAUGAGUAACUGAAAAGUACAAAUAUCAAGGAAUAACAAUAACAUGUUGAUGUCUUUGUUUUGAAAGACAGGUGGCUUCCAGAAUGCCACAAUUCAAAACCUCAGCAAUGCCUUGUUAUAAAAAACAUUGUAAUUAUUUUCAAUUUGUGAUUGGAUUAUAUUUCAUAAUUUAUUUGUAAAUUACAAAAACAUAAAGCAUAAAGAAGAGAUUUUUUAGAGAGAGAAUAUUAAUCUGUAUGAUAUUUUUGCAUUUUUGAACAAGAGUGAAAAGUUGUAAGUAAAUAUUCUAUAAGAAAAUUCCACAUUUUGAUCAUAUUGUGCAGACCGACCUGCAUGUUCAUGAAUGAGCCUGAGAAUAAAGUAUGUAUGUAUCUAUACUGUGAAUAUAAAAUAAUAUAUACAGCAUAUAUUUAUAGUUACAUGAAUGAAUAUAAAGAGGUUGUACAGAAGAAAUCAUGAUUCUCUGAAGGGAUUCGAACAGAGACGAGAAGGCAAUUGCUCAAAGCAUUUCUUUCUUUUCUUUUUAUCGGGGAAAAGUGGGGGGCUUUUUGAGACAGGAUCUCACUAUGCAGUUUGGGGUAGCCUUGAACUCACUUUGUAGCCAGGCUGGUCAUGAACUCGCAGUGAUCCUCUUGCCUCAGCAUCCCCAGUGCUGGGAUUACAGGUGUGUGCCACCACGCCUAGCCCUCAAGGCUUUUCUAUGCCCAUAAAAAAAUAACAUUGAAUUUCUACCAAAUUUGUCAGUUUUUCUUCUAUUAUUAUAUCUAUUAUAUAUAUUACUGUUGCUGAUAUUUAUGGAACUAAUUGAUCUGAAUAGUGUAAUAUAAAUAUAGAUUAUGUAUGCAGUUAUUUUACUGUUAUGUUAUUUAUGUAAUAAGUAUUAAGAUUUAUUUAUAAACACAACUCUAAAUGAUAUAUUUUCAUACAUAUAAGCAAGACAUUAUGGAUCACAAUCAUUCAUGAUAAUUAUAUUUCAAACACUUAGCAGACCAGUUAAAUUAUGCAGAAGGUCAGAUGGUAUAACCCCAGAUAAAGUUAAAAUUAGCUUUGCUAUGAUUUUGAGGUGUUUUGUUUUCUUUUAUUUUACAGUUUAUAUGUAAUAAUACUUAGAGACAAUGUUCAAGAAAGCAUAUAACCAAAGAAUCUGAAAACGCUCUCUGUAAAAGAAAAUAAAAUGACAAAUUGAUAUCCAUAUAGCUAGAUUUAAUCAUUUUCCAUAAUGGAAUGUUAAAACACCAACCAAUCAUACAUAUAGGCAAGGAAAUAGCAUAAUUUUGAAAAUAUUUGUAAAAAUACAGUAUCUGUCAACAGGCAAAAAAUCUAAUAUUUUAAACUAUAUAACUCCUAAUGUAUGUGCAUUUUAUUAUUCCCCAAAGCUAAUUAAUUUUCAAAUAAUUUUUAUGAGUUACUUACUGAACUAUAGGUAAAUUAAAUUAGAACAUGCUAUAAUCUGUAAACAGACUUAGGUUUUCAUUAUGCUAAGAAAUAAAAAUUUGGGGGUUAGUCACAAUCUUUUUCUUUUUGUUUUGCAACAUGAAUAUAAUUUAAUAUAUUUGAACAAAUUUUAAAAGUUUAAUGUCAUUCUUCAGAAACAACUGGACUACAGUUAUUCCAUGUAAUUUUUGAAGUCUCCCAACUAAUUUGGAUCACUUCGUUAUGUAAUACACUAUAAAUACCCAUAAUUGCGAAUUAUAAUAGUGAAUCAACAUCAUUGUUGUUCAUUUGGUUCCACACCCUAGUAUGAUACUUCCCACUGGAAUUAUGAAGUAUAAAAUGCAGAAAUUUUGUAGGUACCUGAUUCUAAAUUUGAGCAAGAAUGUAAUUUCUUACUGAAAGAAUAAACCACCACCUCCAAUUUCAGUGGCAUUUCUCUGUCAACAUGUUUGUGCAAUACAAGAUUAUAAUACAUUAGUAAGAUAUUUUGAGGUCUUUUGAAUUAAUUUAUAAAAUCAUACAUUAAAAGACAAAAGUAAGUGUAUCACUGCUUUGACAUAAACUUACAAAGAGAUGCAAUCAUUGCAGUUAUCCAAAUAGUCCACAGUGUAAUUUUAAGCAAGUGUAGGUAUAUAUUUUAAUGUAAUUAUUUCAACUUAAUGUUUUCAGGGAUCAAUUUGGCAUUUAUUUGUAAUAUCUAUUUGGGAUGGGUAGUGAUUCUUGAGAUCAGUGAGUGAAGCUCAGAAUAUAUUGUUCAGUUAAUGAAAAUUUAAUUUUGAUGACAUUCUGACUAUGAAAUAGAAUUUUGUAAGUGACUAUAUUAUAGUUUUAGUAUGAACCUACUCUUGGGAAAGUAAUGUGGCAUUACAUUAGGGGAAAAUGUGUGCAAAUGGUUGUGAAGGUAUGCUUCAGAGACGAGCUGAAAAGACGUGGCAUUACAAUAAGCAUAAAAGAAUCAAAGUGGACUCUCGUUAGAAAUUUUAAAAUGUGUAUGUGUUUAUGUAUAUGUGUGUGUGUACAGAUAUACACACUCAUAAUGGUUUUAAAGUGGAAUGAUGACUCUACUGAUAAGUCUCUGUAAUAAAAUGGUGUGUUUUGAAACUA